AUGCCAUCACCAACAUCCCUCAACUUCCUCACCUUCGCUCCGGCCUUCUCCAUUCUGUCCAUCAUAUACCUGGAACUCGCCCCCAAGCGCUUCCCGCAAGGCUGCCACCCGUUCAUGCUACUGGCCAUCGAGGCGACCAACACGAUAUUCUACUUCACGGGCUUCAUCGCGCUGGCCAUCUUCCUCGCCAAGCUCGUCUACUGCACCGGCUCGGUGUGCGCCGUCGCCCGCGCCACGUCGAUCCUGGCCGCCGCCGAGUUCACCUCCUGGAUAGCAUCGACGAUCCUGCUCGCCAAGAAGAUCUCCCAGAAGGGCCUCAAGGGUGACCGGGAGCCGCAGUCGGGGUCGGACACGCCCAUGAGCGAGGUGUGA
Molecule: messenger RNA, 372 nt
Organism: Clonostachys rhizophaga
Lineage: Eukaryota; Fungi; Ascomycota; Sordariomycetes; Hypocreales; Bionectriaceae
Source: the annotation of a GenBank genome assembly